AUGGAGACAGCGUCGGACGCCUCGGUCCGGUUCGUCGACCAUGACGAAUCCGACUCGGACUCCGACUCGGCGAGACUCACUGCCGACCGCCGCGGCAACUCAAAGAACGGGCUCAGCCAAGCUAGGGCUGAACUAAAAAAGAAAGAGGAGGAAGACAGGGAACUCGCCUUCGAGCGUACCCUGCGCAGCCGAGCCUUUAAAAAGGCGCCGGCUGCGGCGCCGGUGGUCAACGAGCCGACCCCCGCAAUAAGCAUCACAGACCCAGCCGACUUAAGCGCCGAGGAGCUCCGCGCGGAGGCUGGCCGAAAUGCGGCCCAGAUCCGAGAGGUCGCUCUUAAAUCCUCCAACUUGAAAGGAGGGUUUAUUAAAAAGCUAAAGGACGCAGCGACCUCUCUGGAGGGUGUGGUCGAGGCCCUCGCCUCUCGGACGGAGGCCGAGGAGAGCAGGAGGCUCCGGGCAGAUAACAACCGCCUGCACAGGGAGGUUGAAAACCUCAAGGCGGAGCUAAAGGCCCACCGCCGUGAGUACGCGGAGAUGCGUACCACGGUGGCAGCGGCGACCGAGGCGGCCAACACCCCGCGAGGCGCUCCUUCGAUUGCGGAGCUCAAGGACUUCAUCGUCAGGUCGAUCGGCGCGGCGAUGAAGGACCAAUUGGCGGGCCUGGAGGAGCGCCUCCCUGCGAGGAUGCAGCGACCUCCCUCCGCGGCAGAUAAACCGCUAGAGGUGACGCCGUCUCACGCGUCGGCGGCCCGUCAGCCGGCGAUACCGAAAAAGGCCAGGAAAACGGCCCCACCAGUGGCACAAUCGCCGACCGCAGGCCCUCCAUGUGCGACGGUAAGCGCCCCGGUUGCACCGGCGACGUCCCAGACACCACCGAACAAGGUAACGUCCUGGUCCACGGUGGUGAAGAAGGGCAGGAAGGGGAGCAAGACCACCUCUUCCGCCGACGCUACGGCCGCAAAGGCGCCGCCGAAGACGCCCCAGCCAGCCAAAUCGAAGCUGGCCACCCCUCGCUCGGCUGCAAUCGUUCUCACGUUGCAGCCGGAAGCAGUAGGAAAGGGCGUCACCUACGCGCAGGUCCUGGAGAGAGCGGAGCAAAGUGUCAAGCUCCAGGACCUAGGAAUCAGCGGUGGGCUGAAGGUGCGACGCACGGCGACCGGAGCCAGGGCUCUCGAGCUGCCGAAAGCCCAAGCGGAGCAGGCCGAUAGGUUGGCGGCGAAGCUCCGCACAGUUCUCGACGGGGUCGCUGACGUAGUGCGCCCGGUCAAGAAGGCCGACCUGAAGGUGACGGGGCUCGACGACUCCGUCACCUUGGAGAAACUGGCCGCGGCGAUCGCGCACGCCGGUGACUGCUCCUCCGAGGCGGUGAAGUGCGGAGUGAUGCAGCGCGGACCCGGCUAUAUGGGGAUGGUCCGCGUCACCUGCCCCCUCACGGCAGCGAAGAAGCUGGCCGCUGCCGGUGGCCUCCUCGUCGGGUGGAGCUCGGCCAAGGUGGCCGUCGUGGAGCAGCGCCCUAUGCGCGGCUACAAGUGUAUGGGCCUUGGCCAUACACGGGCGCUCUGCCCGUCGAAGGCGGAGAGGGGAGGCCUGUGCUACCGCUGUGGCUCGGACGGCCACAAGUCAGCGGAAUGCACGGCCAAGAUGCGCUGCGCGGUCUGCGCGGAGGCUGGCAAGCCUUCGGGGCACCUGAUGGGGGCCAGGGAUUGCAACCCCCCCAUCACGAAGGAAUCGCACUGUUGA
Messenger RNA from Vanessa atalanta (red admiral), 1740 nucleotides. RefSeq lists its product as uncharacterized. Bases 1 to 1740 code for a protein of 579 amino acids. Lineage: Eukaryota; Metazoa; Arthropoda; Insecta; Lepidoptera; Nymphalidae. The record is from RefSeq and is a predicted model, not a curated record. The transcript is spliced from 2 exons. Gene Ontology annotation, molecular function: zinc ion binding; nucleic acid binding.